This is a messenger RNA of Ostrinia nubilalis (European corn borer), 1809 nucleotides long. Its product is annotated as XK-related protein 6. The transcript is spliced from 5 exons. Bases 66 to 1259 code for a protein of 397 amino acids. The record is from RefSeq and is a predicted model, not a curated record. Gene Ontology annotation, cellular component: membrane. NCBI's taxonomy places the organism in Eukaryota, Metazoa, Arthropoda, Insecta, Lepidoptera, Crambidae.
AACAAACGCGCGCGUUCCUUGUAUCAUGUUUUUUGCGAUUUUAUGAUAACUAAAAUAAUUUCAAAAUGCCUAAAGCUGUUCGAGACCUUCUACAAAGUGAAUUAACUUACGAUGAGCCGGAUCGCAUGCCGGAGAAGAUCUCAAUAACCAACUUGGAUCUGUUCAUGUAUUGUGUGGCUAUAGUUGGUCAUUUCGUGGAUCUGGGCUUCGAUAUAAACGUAGCUGUGAGGUAUGCCGUGGCCCGGCAGAUGGUGAUCUUCGGGUGGACGCUAGUCUUCAUCCUUUUGCCCGCAUUUGUUAAUACAUUAGUAUCAAUACGGAUGUAUUCCCAAGACAAACAACAGAACUCGCUCUCUAAUGAGUUCUCGAAACGUCGCUGGCUGCGGAUAGUGGUGCUGGUGCUCCAAAUGGCUCCCAUCCUGAGAUUUGCAGAUGCUUUCAUCUACGCCUUAAAGUGUCGUCGCGCCGAGCGCAAACAGGACCCCACGUCCCAGCGGCAGUACUACGCCCUGAUGCUGAAGGAAGACAGCGAUGCUGCACUGCUGCGGAUCUUCGAGUGCUUCUUAGAGGCGGCGCCGCAGCUGGUGCUGCAAGUCAGCCUGCUGCUGCGUGGAGACUAUCAGUUCACUGUGCACCAGAUCCUGUCGAUAACAUCGUCUUUAGCCAGCAUGGGCUGGUGCCUGGCGGCGUACCAGCGCGCGCUGCGGUUCGCGCAAGAAGACAAACUUAACAUGAGCUGGCUGGGAUCCGCCAUGCAGACCGCCUGGCACUAUCUGCUGUCCAUGAGCAGAGUGAUAUCAUUAUCACUAAUGGCGUACCUCUUCCCACACUGGACGGUGCUUGCCUGCGUCAUACACAUCCUCAUCAUGACAGCGUGGAUUCAAAUCUUCGAACACCCUAUAUUCUGCGUACGCAAAAUAGCCGAGCUAGCGUUCGCCCUAGCUUUAGGAGCUGUAUACCUUUUCACAUACAUACUGGCGGUCGAAGGCAGAACUAGGUACAGAUACGCAAUUUAUUAUAGUAUAUGCUUCUGCCAAAAUGUGGUCUGUGGCGCCAUAUGGUAUAUCUACGCUGGAAACGAAGAUAGACAGUCUGGUCAUUUUACACCGUUACUGGUGUUGACGGUGGUCCCAUAUGUGAUAGGGCUGGUGAUCAUGGUGCUGUAUUAUUCGUUCUUCCACCCCAAACUGAGAAAAGGAGUAGUUAGGGAGACAGAUAUAGCUGUUACGUUUAAAAGUGAACAGGCUGAGGUUAAAUAAUAAAUAAUAAUAGCUACUUAUAAUGGCAUAUUUCACAGACGUGAUUGACCUGACUCAAGGAUUAAUUAGUGCAGAUGGUAAGAAAAUAAUGUGCCAAGAGCAAGUACCUAGUAUGAAUAUCUUGAUGCCAACUUUGUCUUCUAUCAAAUGUGCAUCAUAGAUAAUAAUUUGUUACCUACUUAUGUCUGUAAUUAUUAUGUAAACUAUACGUAAGUAAGUUUUGUCUGACCAAUGCUCAAUUUUGUGUAUAGUUGUACCAGUGCAUGUUAUGUGUAGAAUAGGUACACUACAUCUAAUACUUUUACAUCAGCAUGAGAUUUGAUUUUGUGAUAAGUAAAAAUGAAAUCGUAGAUAAUUAAAUGACUAGUGUAAAUAAUGCCUAGUGAUAUGAAGAACCAAGACUGCCUCGUUUUUUUAACUAUUUUAAUGUAAUAUUUUUGUAGAAAUAUUCCUAAUGUAUGUUGGUACUUAUUGAAUCUCUGUAAAAUACUACAAUGCAUUUUAAUGCAAUUAUAUUUUUAAUAAAACAAUGUUUACAUGUAAAAUUUUA